Messenger RNA from Naumovozyma castellii, 2268 nucleotides. RefSeq names its product coatomer subunit beta' (gene SEC27). Bases 1 to 2268 code for a protein of 755 amino acids. The record is from RefSeq and is a predicted model, not a curated record. The transcript has a single exon. NCBI's taxonomy places the organism in Eukaryota, Fungi, Ascomycota, Saccharomycetes, Saccharomycetales, Saccharomycetaceae.
AUGUGUGUUGCCUUUAAUCCAAAGGACCCUAACACUUUUGCCUCUGGUUGUCUUGAUCGUACGGUCAAAGUUUGGUCUUUGGGACAAGCCACACCUAAUUUUACACUGAAUUCAGGACAAGAAAAGGGUGUUAACUAUGUCGAUUACUAUCCAUUGCCAGACAAGCCAUAUUUGAUAACAUCAUCCGAUGAUUUAACAUGUAAAGUGUGGGAUUAUCAAACUAAAUCUUGUGUAGCUACCCUGGAAGGUCACAUGGCUAACGUUUCCUUCGCAGUUUUCCAUCCAACUUUACCCAUUAUUAUUUCCGGUUCCGAAGAUGGUACUUUGAAGAUUUGGAAUUCAGCCACCUACAAAGUGGAAAAGACUUUGAGUCUAGGUUUAGAAAGAAGUUGGUGUAUUGCAACACAUCCUACAGGUAAAAAGAAUUACAUUGCAUCAGGGUUUGAUAACGGGUUUACCGUCUUAUCUCUAGGUAACGAUGUUCCAACCUUAUCAUUGGAUCCUGUUGGUAAGCUGGUUUGGUCAGGUGGUAAGAAUGCAACGGCUUCUGAUAUUUUUACAGCUGUUAUUCGUGGUAAUGAGCAAGUUGAAGAAGGUGAACCACUUUCCUUACAAACUAAGGAGCUGGGGUCUGUAGAUGUGUUCCCACAAAGUUUAGCUCAUUCUCCAAACGGUAGAUUUGUUACUGUUGUUGGUGAUGGUGAAUUUGUUAUCUAUACUGCGUUGGCUUGGAGAAAUAAGGCAUUCGGUAAAUGUUUCGAUUUUGUUUGGGGUCCUGAUUCCAACAGUUAUGCUUUGAUUAAUGAAUUCCGUCAAGUAGAGUAUUAUAAGAAUUUCAAAAAGGUCAGUUCAUGGCAAUUACCAUUAGAGUACGCUGUUGAAAAAUUAUACAGUGGUGCCUUACUAGGUGCUAAAUCAGAUAACUUUGUUUAUUUCUUUGAUUGGGAAACAGCUAAGUUAGUUAGAAGAAUCGACAUUAAUGUUCGUGAUGUUAUUUGGUCUGACAGUGGCGAACUAGUUAUGUUAAUUAAUAGCGACGACCAUUCAGAUGAAGCUGAUGCAUACUCAUUAAUAUUUAACAGAGAUAUCUUCAAUGAUGCCAUUGAAAAAGAUCAAGUGGACGAAGAAGAAGGUGUAAGUGAUGCGUUCGAUGUUUUAUAUGAAUUGAAUGAAUCAAUCACAUCCGGUAAAUGGGUUGGUGAUGUUUUCAUUUUCACCACCUCUACCAAUAGAUUGAAUUAUUUUGUUGGUGGUAAGACAUAUAAUCUAAGCCAUUAUGCAAAGGAAAUAUACUUAUUAGGGUAUUUGGCUCGUGAUAACAAGGUAUAUUUGGCAGAUAAAGAAAUCCAUGUUUAUGCUUUUGAAAUUUCCCUAGAAGUUCUUGAGUUCCAAACCUUGGUUUUGAGAGGAGAAAUUGAAGAUGCAAUGGAAUCAGUAUUACCAAAUAUUGAAGGAAAAGAUGCUUUAACCAAGAUUGCUAGAUUUUUGGAAGGUCAAGAAUAUUAUGAAGAAGCUUUGAAUGUAUCACCAGACAGAGACCAAAAGUUCGAUCUUGCAUUAAAGGUUGGACAAUUAACUCUGGCUCAUGAGUUAUUAACUGAAGAAGAUAGUGAAAUGAGAUGGAGAUCAUUAGGUGAUUCUGCGUUAUCGAAAUUUAAUUUCAAAUUAGCCAUUGAAUCCUAUACGAAUGCACAUGAUUUAGAAUCAUUAUUCCUGUUACAUUCAUCAUUUAACGAUAAAGAUAAUUUAAUCAAAUUGGCUAAAAAUGCUGAAAUUCAAGGUAAAUUUAAUCUAGCAUUCAAUGCUUAUUGGGUUGCUGGUGAUAUUGAAAGUAUUAAGGAAUUACUAGUUAAAGCGGGUAGAUAUUCAGAGGCAUCCAUACUUGCAGUGACAUAUGGUUCCAGCCCAGAAAGUAUUAAUGAUGUCAUUAAAAAAUGGAAAGAUCACUUAGUACUAGAAGGUCAUGGCCCAAUUGCUGAUAGAAUCAUUCUACCCAGUGAGGAAGGAUUUCCAGUGGUUUCAGCUGCUCAAGGUACAUUAAUUGAUAUAGAUUCUAAGAACAAUUUGACGAGUAAUACUAAUGAGGAGACACAAGCUGAUAUAAAGGAUGAAAAGCUGUCUGUUAUAGAGUCUGAUGAGGUUAUUGCAGAGGAAACAGAAAAAAAAUCCGAUGAAUCUAGUGCUGCCGUUGAAGAAGAAAAGGAACCAGAACAGCCAGCUGCUGCUGCCGCCGCCGAGGAGGAGGAAGAUGAUGAUGCUGAAAAAUAA